CUCGAUAGAGGGCACGCUGCUCCACGGAAGGAAGCGGAAGUCUGUAAAGAGCGACCAAUCAUAAAGGACAAAGAAGAACCGGACGCACAGCAGUCGUUUGUUUCGUCCACAUUUUUUGGUUGUGCUUAGUUGAAUACUGGGUUUUAAUUACUGGUUAUAAGUAAGGCUAUUUUCAUCCGUAGUAGAAGAAUGGGAAGGAGCAGGAGCCGAACACCGCCGAGACGAGAGAGAAGACGAUCCCGCUCUACCUCACGGGAACACGAGCGAAGGCGAAGGGACCGUUCUCGCUCUAGGGAUCGGGACCGAGAGCGCCGCAGAUCCCGUUCACGCUCUCCACACAGAAGGCGUUCAAGGACUCCUCCGAGGCGCCAUCGCUCCUCCUCCCUCUCUCCUGUAAGGCAGAAGGAAAGACGUGACGAUGAAGGGAAAGACAAAUCCGGAAAGGCCGUUCAGAUCUCAGCUGAGGAUAUGGAAGGCAAAACAGAAGAGGAAAUUGAGAUGAUGAAAAUGAUGGGAUUUGCUUCCUUUGAUACAACCAAGGGGAGGAAAACCGACGGAUCUGUGAAUGCAUAUGCAGUCAAUGUUACCAUGAAGCGGAAAUACAGGCAGUAUAUGAACAGAAAGGGAGGAUUUAACAGACCACUGGACUUCAUCGCUUAAAGGUGUAUUUCACGAGGAGAUUCUCCCCUACAGGAGGGUUGAGAAGAGGACAAGGACAAUAUAAAUCUAGUUCUUAUUAAAUGUGUCUUGUGAUUCAGCAAGUCUGGUUUUUUUUUGUUAUUUUUUUUAUCUUACGAUAUAUUGUAAAUAGUUAAACCUCGAGUCCUUCUCGGGUCAGAACUGAUAGGAGAUGAAGCAUUUUGUUGUUGAGAGAAGUCCUGUAUUCCUAAUAAACUUUUAAAAAUGUUGGUGCAGUGCUGACAAUAAAUGUCUAUUUUUGACCAUC
Messenger RNA from Girardinichthys multiradiatus, 946 nucleotides. RefSeq names its product small nuclear ribonucleoprotein 27 (U4/U6.U5) (gene snrnp27). Gene Ontology annotation, cellular component: precatalytic spliceosome. NCBI's taxonomy places the organism in Eukaryota, Metazoa, Chordata, Actinopteri, Cyprinodontiformes, Goodeidae. Bases 190 to 660 code for a protein of 156 amino acids. Gene Ontology annotation, biological process: RNA splicing. The transcript is spliced from 6 exons. The record is from RefSeq and is a predicted model, not a curated record.